Messenger RNA from Trypanosoma conorhini, 912 nucleotides. RefSeq lists its product as uncharacterized. NCBI's taxonomy places the organism in Eukaryota, Euglenozoa, Kinetoplastea, Trypanosomatida, Trypanosomatidae. The transcript has a single exon. The record is from RefSeq and is a predicted model, not a curated record. The coding region runs from base 1 to 912 and encodes 303 amino acids.
AUGGACCGUUUAAAGUUGAAUACCAAAGCGCUACUUGGGAUGGCGACGCGCACCGUUGAUCAGGAUCAUGGAAUGCGACAUACAUGUGUCAAGGCGCUUUAUCAAUCAGUUCUUCAGUAUGAAUGGGCAAUGUCUAAGUUUGUUACAGCUUUGUCAGCGUUAUCGGACCCCUUGGAAGGUGUGGAAAAUGCCUAUAAAAGCGUCAUUUCCAAUGAAAAGCAGGUUCCUGUUUUUGAUGCCCUGAAGGAGGUAACAAGUCAUUUGGAAAACUGUCGUGUAACUGUUAUUCCAGAUUCCGUUGAGACAUUGAAGGCCGAGGUUGCGCCGUCCCUGUCCUCACUGAAGACGUAUUAUGACGUCUGUGAACGCCUUCAUAAUGAAAGAGCCAAAGCUGUUGAUUUGUAUGAUUAUCAUCGGGAUGUCGUUGAAAAAAAAGAAGUCCACUAUGCGUCAAAGGGAAAACUUCUUGAGGAUUCAAAACACUACAAAGAAGAAAUAAUCAGGCGUGAUGCCGCGCAUGAUGCCUACCUUGCAAAGCACACUGAGUACAACAAGGCGUACGAUGAAAUCAUGUGCAAAAAAUCUGAGCUUACCUCUCUUUCCGGUAAGCUAUUUCUUCAUGAGCUAUUGAGGCUUGUGGAAACUCUCAAAAAGGAGACUUCUUGCAUGUGUGAUAUCGUUGACAAUAUUCCUUUGAAGCUGGUGGCAUAUGAAGAAGGUUCAGUUCCACUUGCCAAGGAGCCACCUACUGCGACGAAUGCUGUGCAUGAUGCCCCCAACGGGGCGCCUAGGGAGGCCAACGAUGUGGACACUGCAGUGACACAAGAGCGUAUGCAUGAACAACGGCCUGCUACAAGUUGUGAAGGAUCAAAAAAUAAUGGAGGCAGUACUCCUGAGCCCGUGGAGAGAUAG